Chinchilla lanigera (long-tailed chinchilla) is the source of this 5507-nucleotide messenger RNA. RefSeq names its product serine/threonine kinase 4 (gene Stk4). Lineage: Eukaryota; Metazoa; Chordata; Mammalia; Rodentia; Chinchillidae. Gene Ontology annotation, molecular function: protein serine/threonine kinase activity; ATP binding. The record is from RefSeq and is a predicted model, not a curated record. The coding region runs from base 88 to 1551 and encodes 487 amino acids. The transcript is spliced from 11 exons. Gene Ontology annotation, biological process: protein phosphorylation; intracellular signal transduction; protein tetramerization. Gene Ontology annotation, cellular component: cytoplasm.
AAGUGUGGGAGGGUCUGUGGGGCGGGUUCGGGGAGGUCUAGGAGAGGAUGGAGCAGUGAGCGGGUUGGGGUGACUGCUGGCAGCGCUAUGGAGACGGUGCAGCUGAGGAACCCGCCGCGCCGACAACUGAAAAAGUUGGAUGAAGAUAGUUUAACCAAACAACCAGAAGAAGUGUUUGAUGUCUUAGAGAAACUUGGAGAAGGGUCCUAUGGCAGUGUGUACAAAGCUAUUCAUAAGGAGACUGGUCAGAUUGUUGCUAUUAAGCAAGUUCCCGUGGAAUCAGAUCUGCAGGAAAUAAUCAAGGAAAUUUCUAUAAUGCAGCAGUGUGACAGCCCUCAUGUAGUGAAGUACUAUGGCAGUUACUUUAAGAACACAGACUUGUGGAUUGUGAUGGAGUACUGUGGGGCCGGUUCUGUGUCUGAUAUCAUUCGAUUACGAAAUAAAACGUUAACAGAAGAUGAGAUAGCUACAAUAUUACAGUCAACUCUCAAAGGACUGGAAUAUCUUCAUUUUAUGAGAAAAAUACACCGAGAUAUCAAGGCAGGAAACAUUUUGCUAAAUACAGAAGGACAUGCAAAACUUGCAGAUUUUGGAGUAGCAGGUCAACUUACAGAUACCAUGGCCAAGAGGAAUACAGUGAUAGGAACACCGUUUUGGAUGGCUCCAGAAGUGAUUCAGGAAAUUGGGUACAACUGUGUGGCAGACAUCUGGUCUCUGGGAAUAACUGCCAUAGAAAUGGCUGAAGGAAAGCCCCCAUAUGCUGAUAUCCAUCCAAUGAGGGCAAUCUUCAUGAUUCCGACAAACCCUCCUCCCACAUUCCGAAAGCCAGAGCUGUGGUCAGAUCAGUUCAUGGAUUUUGUGAAGCAGUGUCUCGUAAAGAGCCCUGAGCAGAGAGCCACAGCCACUCAGCUCCUGCAGCACCCAUUCGUCAAGAGUGCCAAAGGAGUGUCAAUACUGCGGGACUUAAUUAAUGAAGCCAUGGAUGUGAAACUGAAGCGACAGGAAGCCCAGCAGCGGGAAGUGGACCAGGAUGAUGAAGAAAACUCAGAGGAAGAUGAAAUGGAUUCUGGCACAAUGGUUCGAGCAGUGGGUGAUGAUAUGGGUACUGUCCGAGUAGCCAGCACCAUGAGCGAUGGAGCCAAUACUAUGAUUGAGCAUGACGAUACCUUGCCAUCACAGCUGGGCACCAUGGUGAUCAAUGCAGAAGAUGAGGAAGAGGAAGGGACUAUGAAAAGAAGGGAUGAGACCAUGCAGCCUGCAAAACCAUCUUUUCUUGAAUAUUUUGAACAAAAAGAAAAGGAAAAUCAGAUCAACAGCUUUGGCAAGAGUGUACCUGGCCCACUGAAAAAUUCUUCAGACUGGAAAGUACCACAGGAUGGAGACUAUGAGUUUCUUAAGAGUUGGACAGUGGAGGACCUUCAGGAGAGGCUCUUGGCUCUCGACCCCAUGAUGGAACAGGAGAUUGAAGAGAUCCGGCAGAAGUACCAGUCCAAGCGGCAGCCAAUCCUGGAUGCCAUUGAGGCUAAGAAGAGACGGCAACAAAAUUUCUGAGCGAGACUGGGCCCUGGGCUUUGGUGAAUUCUGGAUUGCUCGUCUCAUGUUUGUCAGCCAGCACUUAUGCUAUGUCAUUUGUCCACAGCACCUUUGUGAACUCAGGAAUGUGCGCCAGUGGGAAGGGCUACCUAGACGGUCAUUGUGCCAUCUUGAUGUGUGUACUUACAUUGGCCAGGUAUAUUAUUCCGAAGAUCUAUGUUGGCGCUUUUAACUCGAGUUUAAAACCCCAGAAACAGAGACUCUUAGUUGAUAGCUGGGAAAAUUUUACAUUAUCUUUUUGUUUUUCUUUUCCCAGUAGUUUUUGAUUGUUCUUUCUGGAAAGAUUUUUUAAAAAUAUAUAAAUAUACAUAUUAUAUAUAUAUAAAUUAUAAAUAGAUUCCCCACUCAGUGUGGUGGCAUCUCUGUACAGGUACAGUUUUAAUAGUUCGCCUCUUUUCUCUAAGAUUAUGGUACUGUGGAACAUGGGGGCUGAGGACAUCAGGAACCUGCUGGGGAUCAGGUCACUGAAUCCUGGGAGCCAACCUCACCCUGUGUAGGGCUGCAUGUAAAAAUUAGGCUUGGUUUCCACCAUGGUUUCAGCCUUGUGUGUUCAUCACUGGCUUUUGGAGCUGACAGUGAUGCUCAGGACACCUGGAGACUUUGUGUUUGGUCUCUGAGUCCCAAGAGAAGCCUAGUACCCCUUUUGCAAAUUGACCUUUACUGUUUCAGUGUCUUUCAUCCAUCUCCGUUCUCCCAGCUGCCUAAAGUCACAUCACAGAUGUUUCCCAGUGCCUUAAGAGGAGAGAUGAUCUGGUGAAGGGACAGGCCAGCCAGGAACUCUCAGCAAACACAGGGUUGUGUUCAGUCCACAAAAGGAAAAGGAUUUUGAAGCUCUCGUUGUUCAUGUGAAAAAUUACACAAGUGGCGUUUUGCUCCACAUUCCUUAGGGACGGGGGUACAGGGCAUUGCUUUUUUAAAAAAAAAUCCACAUUCAAAUAUGUGACUCUUUUCUUUUUUCUUUUGCUGUUAAGAGGUCUGGAAGUAAAAAUGAAUAUUCCAAGAUGCUCAGUCUGAACAUACAGAAUGCCAGACUUAGAAGGGACCAUAAUAAUCAUAAUGAGAAGGGGAGUGACAUGGCCAAUGUCACAGUCCAGGCUACAGCAGGAGCAGGGAUUAGGACUCAGGGCUCCACUCUUGGGAUACUGAACUGAGCAGCCCCUUCCCUGAGGAAAGAGAUGUGUGCUUGGGUUAAGUUGUCCCAGGGAUCCCAGCUGAUAGAAAACUGUUCUUGCCUUGCUUCUUUUUAGGUGACCUGGCUAUGAAAAGAUUUCCCCAGAGAACAGCAUCAGUGAGUCCGUGAGGUCUGCUGUGCCUACCCAAUAGCAGACAAGCACACACAGACAGAGGUAGGGCCGGAAGCACAGCAGAGGGCUUUGCAAAAGAUAGCAGGAAGCCAUUUUCCUGCAGCUUGGCUCAGAGCCACACUCGGGUACACAGAAGAGAGACCACAAUUGGAAAAGACAGAUGUCUUUUUAUUUCGUUCUAAUAUCUCUUCCUUCAGAUAGGGGAGCCAUGACGAGGUUGUACCAAACAAUAUUGUAAUUUGACUCCACGGUUGCUUUUGCUCCCUAAACCCGAGAAUCAAUGGAAAGGCAGGGGUAGUUGUUCUUCUGUGAUCAUAUUCUGUUCUUUAUAAUUAAAGCAAGUUUUUAAAAAUGCAAAAGGUAGUUGGUCUUCAGGGCUCAGCCGGUGAAGUAGCUGUGUGGUAGACAAAGAAAAUAGAGGGCAAUUUGAGGAUCUUGAGGGAAUAAUAAAUGGCAGCAUUUAUUGACCACUAAUAUAUGCCAAGCCCUGGGCUAGGUAGACUUCAAAUUUCAUAAUAGUCCUGUGGGCUAAGUGUCUAAUGUCCAUUUCAUAGGUAGGAAAAUGGAUUUGGAGAGAAGUGUUCCUUCCCAAGGCAAUAUAGCUAGUGAGUGGUAGAAUCAGGGUUAGCAUUACUCUAUGGAACCAUGUGCAGCCAUGUCUAACUUGCAGCCCUCAGGCAUAACAGAUACAAAAAAAAGAAAUUUUGUUACUUCUAUAUACCAACUAUAUUUUAUAUUUUUAUGUGCUCUAAGACUCUUCACUCACUGUGGCCUAGGCAAGCCAGAAUGUUAGACACUCCCAACAGAGAAAAAGGAAGUCACAAGUCUAUUUAAAAUGAAAAAAUCAUCUUUUCUUGCACAGAUUAAUUCUAAGUGGCAUUUUUAGGUUGGAAAACAGCCGAAUUAAUAGGUCUGAUAGCUAAGUAAGUUUUAAAAACUAAGCUUGCAUACUCCACAUCACUUUGCUGUGCCUUAGUCUCUUUUCUCUUUAAACAAAGGGACCAGAGAAGAAGGCCUUUUUCUUCUUUCCUGAGCACAGUCCAAGUAAAGCAAAGCUAAGUUUUUCUCCAUGAAUAUUCUUAGGCUGUGGACCUUGAUCUGGAGGUUAUUUUGUUUUAAGCAUAUGUAAACCCAACAGUAGUGGUCCAGCAAGUCCACUGCUCAUCAGUCUAGCUAGGCAGAGCCCUUUGGUCAGAAAUAAAAUUGUUUUGGAUCAGAUAAAUUUCCUGGCAAUAUAUAUUUGCUUUCUAGUGACAGAAAGGCAGAAGAGCAACUCCUCUUCAUUUUUUUCUUGAAUACUAAAUUCAAGAUACUACAGUUUUCACUGAGCUUAAGCAUGUGUCUCAAGCUUCCAGAGAACUCAGGCUUUCUGGACUUCCAAGAAACUGUGACCCAUACCUAUUGUAUCUUUUUUAAAAUCCCGUAGUCUCUAAAAAAAUCUUAAUUUCUCUCCCACUAGUAAACUUGAAUCAUCUUUCUAUUUUUAUUUCUUUUUAUUCCUUUGCCCAUCUAGCAGUUGGAUGGAUGAAAAUUUGGCUGAAGGAGAAGGAUGGAUGGACCGAAGGAUAUGUAGCAUGAAUGAACUAAUGAUCCAGUAUUCUGAAGUAAUUUAUGAACUGUAGACUUGACUCUUUGAAACUGUCGUUUCAAACUAGGAAACAUUCAUUGGCACCUAUCAAGUGUCAGACAUUUAUUAUACCAUAUAAAACUCAGUAGCCCAGUCUGGCAUCAGAAAUGAGAGUGAUGACAUCAAUUUAGAUCCUGUAGAUGGUAAAAGGCUAAUAACAGAAUCUUAUGAACAAGUUUCUGCUGAUACAUUCAAUAAUUUAAAUGGAAUAGACAAAUUCCUGGAAAAAUAUGAAGUACCAAAACACACUCAAAGAGAAAUAGAUACUCCAAAGAGCCCUUGAUCUACAGAAACUUAAUAGCUUUGAGAGAUACAAGUAUUACUCUCCUCCUUUUGCAGGUGAUGAAACUGAGGCUCAGAGAGGUAAAGCCUGUUGCUCAAGGCCAUCUCACUAUAAUAUAGGGGAGCCAGGAUUUACAGCCAGGUUCUCUGGUCCUUAUCCAGUGUCCUUUCUAACCUACCACGUUGCCUCUACAGAUUGCAGCUCCUUAUUUGUGGGGGAAUUGUUCCUGCCCAAUCCAGACUCCCCACUGCACCCUGUGCUUUCCUAGCACUAGGUUUAUGUUUUAUCAGGAUUGCAUUCAUUGUCUUUGGAAUCCAUGUUCUUGUUUGUAUUGGGCAAAAAACUCACCAGCUUGUACUGGGACCAACUUGGAUUUAAAAAUAAAAAGCUUAAAUGCUGUUGUUAAUGUACAAUUUAAAAUGUGAAGUUUGUAGCUUUAAUUUUUUUGUAACAGAAACUAAUAACACUGGCUUAAGUGCUGACGAGAUGCUAUUUUGUAAGGUUUGGAUGUAAAUAAUCAUUUGAGGUCAGCAGUUUGUAUAUGUAUGAGACAUAGGCUCCUCUGUUGCCUUUUAUUUUCUUUUUUUAAAAAAUUUGAGAUGCUUCCUAUAUACUUUUAUGUUAGAUUUGUUGUUCUCCCUCCUCUUUCUUCCUACACCUUGUCAACCUUUGUUUUAAAUAAACUGUCCGUUGGACCACA